Messenger RNA from Purpureocillium lilacinum, 2733 nucleotides. The record is from RefSeq and is a predicted model, not a curated record. Lineage: Eukaryota; Fungi; Ascomycota; Sordariomycetes; Hypocreales; Ophiocordycipitaceae.
AUGUCUUGCACCUUGCUGUCGCCUGCCAAGGCGCUGCUGCUAGCCGUACACCUGGCAGCCCACGCCGACAUUGACGCCCUGCGCCUCCUUGCAACCCGCCACCCAGCGGUACUGCGGAAGCAUUUGCUGCUGCGCAUUCUACUCACCGCCCUCCCCGAGACAGCAGACCCUGCGUCGUACGUUGGACUGCUGCAAGAGAUCGAGGCCGGACGCUUUCAGGACUCUACUGUGGAUGAGCUCGACUGCUCCCCAGUCAGCGCAAUCCCCGAACAUGAAGCGGCGCAGAGGGCUAAGAGGCUUCACCUCGCCCAGCUGCCCCACGCUGAUGCCCCUGUACAGGGCGACGACGACGACCUCGCCUGCUUCCUCUUUCAUCGGAGCCUCAGGAUGGACUCAGAGACUGGCAUGCUCUCCCGGAUCCCGGACCUGCUCAUGCCCUUCCUCCGUCACAGCCCCAACCUCCGGGCUUGGGUAGUCUCCACCGUCCUCCCCUUUGUUCGGAGGAAUGCCGAGUACUAUGCAGAAGCACACGUGGCAUACUCACUAUAUGACUUCCAAAAGCUUCCCGGGCCCCAUGCUGUCGGCUACCUACUGUCACGAACCGGUCAUGGUGCGCCAGAGAACCCUACUUACGUCGCUCGUGAUCUCAGGGGUCUGCUGAUGCCAUGGUUGCUGGACCGAUCCCGCUGGACUCUCGGUGACCAGGGGUCCCGGACUCCCAACGACGAACCCGCAGUCUCUGACCCCAAUUGCUCGGGAUGGCAGCAGGCCAUGAUCUGGUUGACGACGCAAGCCGUCGACUCGUGGCAGGUGUUCGUCAGCGCUGUCGAUCACUGGGAUGGGCCCGCCGACGUCGAUCUUGGGCAUGGUGUCGACGACCUGUUGCUGCAAAUCCCGCACCGGCAAUAUCUCCUCCAGACCUAUGCCAGGACUGUGGUUGCAGCGUUAUUUCUAAUACCGGAUGCGUCCCAGGAGUGCCUCGCCGGCCUGUACCGAGCUGUUCUCAAGAUUCGAUCCAUUCAGGGGCUAGGCGACGAAGACGUGCCACUGGAAGACGCACUUGCUCUUCUGCCUACCGGGCUUAACGCCGAGUCCGUGGCCCUGCUUGACGCCAAGUCUGCAUCUCACACCCGAAACGACCUGCUGCAAGGAUGGAACCCCCUGACAUCGCCCACGGCCUCGUCCACCAGUCUCGUGCUGAUGCUGGCCCUAAGCGCGCUCAUUUUCACCAAUACUGGGGUCCCUUGUUCUGUGAGGGGAGCGGCAGACUUGGUCUUCCUAAGAGACGUGCGAGAGCAGAAGGCGCAGGUCGCAAAUUUGGUUCGGGCAGUGUCCUCCAAUGCGCCCCAUGGCGAGGACGAGCAGUAUUGGAUUCGGGCCAGACUUCAGAUUUUAUGGCUAAGGAACUGGUGCAAGCCACCGACCCAUGACGCCUGUACCCCAACUGGGCCCAUUGCAGCCGUUCCCAGGUCCUUCGUGGAAGGCGAGAUUCUCAAACUUUUCCUUGCGAAGUCAUGUUACAAUCUUGCGCGGUCCGUGUACGAAGACAGCGCAGACCUGCCGUUGGCCACAGAUAUGGUACAAGACGCCGUGUAUCAGGCAGCUUUGAAUGCUUUCGAUAAUGCUUCUAACCCUAAUCGAAGCCGAGGAGGGCUCAAGAGAUGCGAUGAUAUCAUUCGUGCAUUUCCCAAAACCAUGGGCCCGAAACUUCCAGGCGCCAUUCGCCUCCAAGCCCUGUUGAAGGCAACACAUGCUUUGAGCGAUUAUCGCCUUGUCCUCAAACAGGGUGAGCCAUUCAGCCCGGUGGUUCUGCGAGUCCACUCAGACCCCAUUGCUGUGAUUGGGAAGGUCCUAGAGCAGAACGACAAGGCAUACACCCGCCUCCAGGAGUUUCUUGAGAUGGGAUUUAACAUGGUGCGGGCGGGUUUGCCGUCUCAGGGCGGGUCGGACAAGCCUCGAGAGCCGACAAAUGAGCGCCUCGGCACUGACAUGUUCGUGGCCGAGAAGCGUAUUAUUGCAAUGUGUGUCGAGGCCGCCCUGCGAGAAGACGACUUUGAGACCGCGUACUCGUACGUGGUUAGUCGGCUUGGGGCACCUGACCCGGGGGAUAUUCCCGUUCCCUACGAUGGGUGGUCGUGGCAAGCAGCUCUGAGGGCCGGGCAAUACGUCCGAACGGAGCGGUCGCAGCAGCCGACUCACCUGGGUACCGCCAGCGGUAACCUCGAGAUCCGACAUCUGGAACAGCGAAUAGAGUGUCUGGCGACAGCUCUGCGAGUUGCCCCGACAAGCGAGCUCCAGGAAGUGCUUAAGAGCUUCCGGCGGUGCGAAGAGCAGCUCGACUCCGCCAUCAAAGAAGAGGCGGCCAAUGAAGCGGCCUGGGAUGCUGCGGGCAACGUGGCAUAUCUUCCAGGUGCCUUCGAUAUCCCCAGAACAGAAAGUCUGCACCCACCACGCAACAUCACUGCCGCCGCAGCUGCGCGACAGGCAGAGGAAGCCCCGAUGUCCCUCUUUGAUCUAUCGCGCGCAACAGCUAGAGUUGCUCAGCGCAGCUUUACCGGGCUCCCGAGCCUGCAAGGCAUGACCGUCGGCGGCAAGCCGGAGGCAGACAACUCCAGCCAACCUCGCGUCCGCAAACGGGAUCAGUUGAGGGACGCGGCAGCCGGGACGCUCGUGUCGGGCGUUGGAUGGCUGAUUGGAGCCAAUGUGCAUCAAGGCACGAAGGAAGGUGGUUGA